Molecule: messenger RNA, 3246 nt
Organism: Amphiprion ocellaris (clown anemonefish)
Lineage: Eukaryota; Metazoa; Chordata; Actinopteri; Pomacentridae
Gene: gk
Product: glycerol kinase
Exons: 21
Coding region: 121-1824 (567 amino acids)
Biological process (GO): glycerol metabolic process; triglyceride metabolic process; glycerol-3-phosphate biosynthetic process
Cellular component (GO): mitochondrion
Molecular function (GO): glycerol kinase activity
Source: RefSeq, a predicted model, not a curated record
UACGUCUGACGGCCGCGACUGAGCGACUCGACCGCCCGUCUUUGGCUGAGCUUGAGCCGCUUUGCCGGUGGUGCUAAUCGGUUUCUUGCCCAGCUCCGUGCCUAAGCUCCGGGGCUGCCCAUGAACGGCACCAUGGCCGCGUCCUCACACCGGAUAAUGUUGGGGCCGCUGGUUGCUGCCAUCGACCAGGGGACGAGCUCCACUCGGUUUUUGGUGUUUAACUCCAAAACUGCAGAGCUCCUCAGCCACCAUCAAGUGGAGAUCAAACAGAGCUUCCCAAAAGAAGGAUGGGUCGAGGAAGAUCCCAAAGAAAUUCUGCAGUCGGUGUAUGAGUGUAUGGAGCGGACCUGUGAAAAACUGACACAGCUCAACAUAGACAUCUCAAACAUUAAAGCUAUCGGAGUGACCAACCAAAGAGAGACGACGCUGGUUUGGGACAAAGAGACCGGGGAGCCCCUCUACAACGCAAUCGUGUGGCUGGACCUUCGCACUCAGUCAACCGUUGAAAAUCUUAUUAAUAAAACUCCAGGAAGGAAUAAGAACCACUUGAAGCAUAAAACAGGACUCCCGAUCAGCACCUACUUCAGCGCCGUGAAACUUCGCUGGUUGAUGGACAAUGUGAAAGAGGUCCAUGAAGCCGUCGUGUCUCACCGCGCCAUGUUUGGUACUGUGGACUCCUGGCUCAUCUGGUGUUUGACAGGAGGCAAGUCAGGUGGAGUCCACUGCACUGACGUGACCAACGCCAGCAGAACCAUGUUGUUUAAUAUUCACACAAUGGACUGGGACGCAGAACUUUGCAAAUAUUUUGGUAUUCCGAUGGAGAUCCUGCCCCGGGUGAGGAGUUCUUCAGAAAUAUAUGGCCUCAUGAAAAUAUGUUCUAGUCGGAAAUCAGGGGCUCUUUCAGGUAUUCCCAUUUCAGGGUGUCUUGGAGAUCAGUCAGCAGCACUUGUCGGACAGAUGUGUUUCCAAGAUGGGCAGGCUAAAAACACGUAUGGUACUGGCUGCUUUCUGUUGAGAAACACUGGAGCCAAGCCUGUAAUGUCUGAACACGGUCUUCUGACCACUGUGGCGUACAAACUUGGUCGGGACAAACCUGCCUGUUAUGCACUGGAGGGCUCUGUGGCCAUUGCAGGAGCUGUGGUUCGUUGGCUGCAGGACAAUCUUGGAAUCAUCGGAUCAUCUGAAGAGCUUGAGAAGCUGGCUGCAUCAGUCGGUACAUCCUACGGUUGUUAUUUUGUUCCUGCUUUUUCGGGUCUUUAUGCGCCUUAUUGGGAGCCCAGCGCAAGAGGGAUCAUUUGCGGAUUAACACAGUUUACUAACAAGCGUCAUCUCGCAUUUGCUGCACUGGAAGCUGUCUGCUUCCAGACUCGAGAGAUACUGGACGCUAUGAAUCAGGACAGCGGCAUCCCACUGACUCAGCUCCAGGUAGACGGAGGAAUGACAUCCAACAAGCUGCUGAUGCAGCUUCAGGCCGACAUCCUCUGUAUCCCUGUUGUGAAGCCCUCCAUGCCAGAGACCACAGCUCUGGGGGCAGCGAUGGCAGCGGGAGCAGCAGAGGGCGUUAGUGUGUGGAGCCUGAACCCAGACGACCUGAGCGAAGUCACAUCAGAGAAGUUCGAGCCUCAGAUCAACCCUGAAGAGAGUGAGUUUCGGUAUGCGCGCUGGAAGAGGGCGGUGCAGAAAUCCAUGAACUGGGAAACAACAGAGCCUAUUGGUAACGGAAACGGUGAACCGAGUAUCUUCAGCAGCGUCCCACUGGGCUUUUACAUCAUGGGCAGCAUGGUGAUGCUGAUUGGUGCGAAAUACCUCGCAGGCCACAACUAGGCUCAGACUCCUGGAGGCAUUAAAGCAAAGAGUGAAGUGGACGUUCCUGGUGUUGGACCACUUGACUCUGGUUGAACUCUUUCCUUAAAACCAUUCCUGACGAAAGACUCCUGCCAAACCUGAACUGCUGGAUGACUCUGAACUGACGAUUGGAACUUCUUUAUUAUUCUUGUUGUGCUUUUUCCUUAAUUUUUUCUUAUUUUCCUGCGUGACAUACAAACCACAUCGGUACAGAAGACAUGCAUUUUGUCAGACGUGUACAUGCAGUAUGCGUUUUUCUACUGAGCUGAUGUGGUAGGAAUUUUUGAGCUUAUUUAUGUCGAAAAUCUAGCAGUGGUACGUGAAGCACGCUGUCUGAUAUCCAGGACUUGCUGUUUGUCAUUUUACUGUUAAUCUUGAACUGUCAGAUUGUGAUGUUUUUGUUAAAGACCCUCCACUAUGCGCUACAAAGGAUUAUUUUUUUUAGAGCACUUUAUAUGUUUCUGUUUUGUCUUGCUGUGCACUAACAAGUCGAUGUAUAUAUUUUUCUAGAAUAUUUGAGAGGCACGUAGUCUGUAGUGACAUCAAAAGAAUGAAGGGAGUGUAGUUGAUGAAUUUGAUCAGAAUUGGAUAAAAAAAAUGCUACAAAACAACUAAGAGUACUUUCGAACUGAAGCAGCACUUACUCUGGAAAAAAUAACAUUUUCUGACUCAUACAUUCAUAGAUUCAUGCAAAAUUCUUGUCAAAUUAAGCAAAAAACUUGUGUUUAAUGAGUAAAAUGCAAACAUUUUGCUUGCAUCCUUAAAGUUCAACCACAACAAAGCCGCUUUAUUGCACUAAAAUGUCAGUGUUUACUCAUUUUUUCCCCUGAAUAAUUUUUUAAAAGUAAAGUUAAAGGGACCUGUGCUAUACACGCAUGAAUUUAUACAGUUGCUCUCUUUGCUGCUUGGUUGCAGUUUGAGAAACUUGAGGAAGUUUAAGUGAGUAAAUAACUCAGUAUUUAUUCUGUUGCCUGGCAUUUGUCAUGUUUGUCUUCAAUGAGAAUCUGAAAUGAAAAGAAAAGCCUGUCUGUGUUUGGUUAUUGAUGAAGUUUGCAGACAAAACAGAUGUUCUGGUUGAUAAUCGGUUGGUGUUUGCUCCUUGUAGUUAUGCUGUUAUUUAUUAAAUUGUCCUGUCCUGUAAAAGUAGGAAAUUUGAGAGAUGUAAUUCUGCAAAUGGAUAAUUUAUUGAUGCACAAACAACAUAGGAAAUGUCAUCGCGUGCGACCAAUAUUCAACUUCAAAGACCCGUAACUGUGAAAUGGAAAAUGGUUUUUCACACUCUUUUGCUACUAACGCUGCAUGUUUUCCCCUUCAGCGCAACAACAGUGUUUGUAUUCGGGACAUGAAAAGUGUACAAAUCUGUUGAGUUUCUCACCACAUUAAAGAGCAGUUUAACCCAAA